Messenger RNA from Populus trichocarpa (black cottonwood), 1934 nucleotides. RefSeq lists its product as uncharacterized. The record is from RefSeq and is a predicted model, not a curated record. Gene Ontology annotation, molecular function: SNARE binding. Gene Ontology annotation, biological process: SNARE complex assembly. Gene Ontology annotation, cellular component: endosome; lytic vacuole. The transcript is spliced from 14 exons. NCBI's taxonomy places the organism in Eukaryota, Viridiplantae, Streptophyta, Magnoliopsida, Malpighiales, Salicaceae. The coding region runs from base 319 to 1746 and encodes 475 amino acids.
AAACAUAACUACGCUGCCGCUAAUAAAGCAAUAUCACGAGUCCAAAAGGGGCCCAAACCCAAAAUUUGAAGCAAUCUUGUAAGAAGAAACUGAAAAUUGCAGGGUCCAGCGUGUGAAGGACGGACACCCACAGCAAGAUUAACCAAAACUCUUUAAGGACUAAUAAUCCCACAAAUUCACGGAAACCAACCGUAUAUAAGCCCUGGCUCUGAAUUUGACGAUGAUAACUUGCCGUUAACAAUUGGACUCCGCCACCUCCACUUCCGGUUGUUGGUCAGGGUUUGGCGAAUUGCAAUUUAUUGAUGAGAAAGCAAAACGAUGAACAAAAAAUCAAGUUGCUGUGCCAUCUGUGAGAAUUCGAAUCGCGCCUCCAUUUGUCCAAUUUGUGUCAAUUACAGAUUGAAUGAAUAUGGCACUUUGUUGAAAUCCUUGAAUAGUCGCCGCGAUUCCUUGUACUCCAAAUUAAGUGUUGUGCUUAUCGCAAAGGGGAAGGCAGAUGAUCAAUUCAAUUGGAGAGUACAACAAAAUGAGAAGCUUGCAAGUUCGAGAGAGAAGCUACAUCGUAAUAAGGAACAACUUGCUCAAGGGAAGGCUAAGGUCGAGAAGCUGUCUCAAGAUUUAAAGAAAAAAAAUGGAAUGCUUGAAUCAGCUCGCAAUGUGUUGGAAAAAAAUCGUAUGGAACAACUGGAGAAGUUCUAUCCCAAUCUUAUUUGCACUCAGAGUUUAGGGCAUAUGGCUAUUACUUCUGAACUACUUCAUAAGCAGUCUGUGGUCAUAAAGCAGAUAUGUAAAUUGUUCCCUCAACGCCGGGUGAAUGUAGAUGGGGAGAGGAACUUUAGUGGUCAAUAUGAUCAAAUCUGUAAUGCACGCUUACCAAGAGGACUCGAUCCCCACUCUGUUUCAUCUGAAGAGCUUGCUGCCUCCUUGGGAUACAUGGUGCAGCUUCUAAAUCUAGUGGCUCAUAACUUGGCUGCCCCUACACUUCAUAAUGCAGGUUUUGCGGGCUCUUGCUCUCGAAUUUGGCAGCGAGAUUCUUAUUGGAAUGCAUGUCCUUCUUCUAGAAGUAAUGAAUAUCCCCUCUUUAUACCUCGCCAGAAUUAUUGCUCUACUAGUUCUGAAAAUUCAUGGACUGAUAAAAGCUCGAGUAAUUUUGGUGUUGCUUCAAUGGAAUCAGAGAGAAGGCCCCACCUAGAUUCCACAAGAAGUAAUAGCUUCAAUUAUUCAUCCGUGUCUCCACAUUCUGUUGAAACACACAAGGACUUGCAAAAGGGGGUUUCACUUCUCAAAAAAAGUGUGGCAUGUGUAACAGCAUAUUGUUAUAACUUGUUAUGUUUAGAUGUUCCUUCUGAUACGUCUACCUUCGAAGCAUUUGCAAAAUUAUUGUCCACACUAUCUUCAUCCAAGGAAGUUCGGUCUGUAUUUAACUUGAAAAUGGCCUGUUCAAGGUCAUGCAAGCAAGUGCAAAAGUUGAACAAAUCUGUGUGGAAUGUAAAUUCUGCCAUCUCAUCAAGUGCACUAUUGGAGAGUGCACAUGCAUUGCAACUGAUGAAAAACACUAGUGAUAAUAACCUUCCAAAUUCGGCGGCAAGUUUUCUUUUUGCCACUGGGAUAUCUGAUGGGAAGAAUGAGAGCUUUAUCGAUGGAUGGGAUCUGGUCGAACACCCCACCUUUCCUCCCCCGCCAUCACAAGUUGAGGAUAUUGAGCAUUGGACUCGAGCCAUGUUUAUAGAUGCCACAAAGAAAUGAUCUAUUUGGUGGUGCAACAACCUUCAAACUUUUAGUGUGAGAAGGAGACGGGUCAUCGAGAGACAGGCUUUAUCGAGUUGUAAAGUUUAACAUGGUUGGCCUUCGUGUUUCUUUUUAUUGUAAAUACAAAAGGAUAGAUGCUGUGUACAUAUACUGGUAUAUAUAUGUUGGGAUAUUCAUCUACUUCA